UCUUCCAGAGAUAAUGCAAUUGGAUUCAUUGGGAUUGGAUUGAUGGGAUUUAGAAUGGUCAAUAAUUUAUACAAAAAAGCGAAUUCUCCAAUCGUUAUUUAUGAUGUAAAUAAAUCAUCCGUAGAUAAAUUCACCUCACUUCAUUCAGCAUCCCUUGCCCAGCAAUCGAUUCAAUGUGCCGGAUCACCUGCCGAUGUCGCCAAAAAGGCUUCAACCGUGAUCACCAUGUUACCCGAUUCACCCCAUGUAAAGGAAGUAUACUUAGGUGAUGAUGGAUUGAUAAACGGAUUGGAUGGGUCAAGCUUUUUUAUUGACUCUAGUACAAUAGAUCCGAGUGUCUCAAAAGAUGUGGCUCAACAGAUCAUCAGUAAAGGUGCAAGGCAGAUUGAUGCACCUGUAUCCGGAGGAGUCGUUGGUGCAGAGGCUGCGACCUUAACUUUUAUGGUUGGUGCAUCUUCAGAGGAGGAUUUUAUCAAGGCCAAGCCCUAUUUAAGUCACAUGGGCAAAAAUAUUGUUCAUUGUGGUGACCUUGGGGCAGGUCAGGUCGCAAAAAUUUGCAAUAACAUGUUGUUGGCCAUAUCCAUGAUCGGAGUAUCAGAAACAAUGAAUCUUGGAGUGCAGCUGGGUUUGGAUCCAAAGUUAUUGGCGAACAUACUAAAUACCUCAUCGGGAAGAUGUUGGUCGAGUGAUACCUACAAUCCAUGCCCUGGUGUGAUGCCAAAUGUACCAUCAAACAACGAUUACGAAGGUGGAUUUGGAAAUGCAUUGAUAGCGAAAGAUCUGAGAUUGGCAACUAAUGCAGCUAAGGAUACUCAGUCCACUAUUAUUCUGGGUACUCUAGCACAACAAAUUUAUAACAUCUUGUCAAAGUCCCCGGAAUAUAAGAAGAAGGAUUUUAGUUCCAUCUAUAAGUGGUUAAGCGAGCAACAUAACGUUUAG
Molecule: messenger RNA, 939 nt
Organism: Acaulospora morrowiae
Lineage: Eukaryota; Fungi; Glomeromycota; Glomeromycetes; Diversisporales; Acaulosporaceae
Source: the annotation of a GenBank genome assembly